Messenger RNA from Aspergillus sclerotioniger CBS 115572, 1260 nucleotides. Its product is annotated as putative C2H2 finger domain protein. The coding region runs from base 1 to 1260 and encodes 419 amino acids. The transcript has 3 exons. The record is from RefSeq and is a predicted model, not a curated record. Gene Ontology annotation, molecular function: DNA binding. Lineage: Eukaryota; Fungi; Ascomycota; Eurotiomycetes; Eurotiales; Aspergillaceae. Gene Ontology annotation, cellular component: nucleus.
AUGGGCAAGAAAAGACGCGGUCCCACCCUGGACGAGCUGAUGGCUCGGCCGUGGUGCUACUACUGUGAGCGCGACUUUGACGACCUCAAGAUCCUCAUCUCCCAUCAGAAGGCCAAGCAUUUCAAGUGCGAGCGCUGCGGCCGCCGAUUGAACACCGCCGGAGGUCUGUCGGUGCACAUGAGCCAGGUCCACAAGGAGCAGCUGUCGGCCGUCGACAAUGCACUCCCCAAUCGGUCUAGUCUCGACGUCGAGAUCUUCGGCAUGGAAGGCGUGCCCGAAGACAUCAUCCAGGCGCACCACCAGCGCGUGGCCACCCAGUUCCAGCAGGCAGAGGCCGAGCGGCAGGCCGUGACGGGCAACCCGCCUGCGGGAACCGGGCUCGGCGGCCAGCCGGCGAAGAAGCCUAAGCUCGAGAGCGUGUCGGACCUGAAGAAGCGACUGGCGGAGCACAAGGCCAAGAAGGCGGAGGCCCGGACGGGGGGGAGUAGUGGUGAGGCGACGCCGGUGGGUGCAGGACAGAUGCCGGUGGGUGGACAGAUGCCAGUGGGUGGGCAGAUGCCAGUGGGUGGAGGACAGACACCAAAUGUGGGUGGAUUUGGUCAAACUGCUGCAUACCCCCAGCCCUACGGCACGGCUUCCCCGUAUCCCCAAACCGCCAGCCCCGUGUAUCCGACCUUUUCUCCGGGACAACAACAAUUUCCUCCUCCCACACAGUUCCCGCCCGCGGGAUACUCGCCGCAGCCAUUUACAGGCACGCCCCAGGCAUAUGCGACACCAUCCGCGUUCCCGGCGCAGCCACCCGUCCAGACACAUACCCCUCCACAGACGACGGGCUUCCCGCCACGAUCGGGAAGUCUACCAACACCGCCGAACUUGCCGCAACGGCCAGCGGUGGCGGCGCCUCCGGUCAAUGCGUACCAGAUGCAACAAAUGCACAUGGGACACGCGGCGGGGCUGAACGGCGACAAGCUUGCGGAAAAUACGAUUUCUACCUCAGUGGACGACCUGAUCACAGGAGCAGCGAAACAGGCGGAGGCGGCGGCGGACAAGGAGAAGAAGAGCGAGGAGAAGCCGAAGAAGGACAAGUCGAAGGCGCGCCUGGUGUAUUCGGACAACGAGAUCAGCCCGGAGGAGAAGAUGGCACGGUUGGCAAGGUACGCAUAUGUUCCCGCAGAAGAGACGGCGGUGGAAGAGGUUCCGGCGUCGACGGUGGUUGGGACGAUGCGAGUGGAAGCAUUGGGGGAUCCGGCGGAUGCAUAA